Klebsormidium nitens is the source of this 1534-nucleotide messenger RNA. The record is from the annotation of a GenBank genome assembly. NCBI's taxonomy places the organism in Eukaryota, Viridiplantae, Streptophyta, Klebsormidiophyceae, Klebsormidiales, Klebsormidiaceae.
AUGGGGCACGUGCUGCUUCUUACUGGAUUUCUGAUCGGUCUUUCAGCGAUUGGACCCGUGAGGGGGCUUGGCCAAGCAGAUGAUCUGCCUGGGUGGCUGGGCGAAAGUCAUCAGACCAGCAAACAGCUGCAGGCAGACACAAUUCAGCAGGUGGUCUCCAAAUCCAGCUGGCACGUCGAUCCAACAAAAGUGGAGCACUUGUCCUGGAAACCCAGGGCUUGGGUGUACCAUGGCUUCCUGACUGACGAGGAGUGCGACCAUCUAGUGGAGCUGGCGCGGGGCAAUCUCGAGCAGAGCGUGGUGGUAGAUGACAAGACGGGGGGUGGCAUUGUGAAUGAGGGGCGCACCAGCUCCGGCAUGUUCCUGCGUAAAGCUCAGGCCCGCGACAAGCUCCAGAAGUCGACCGUGGCUGAUAGCACCUCGGGGGAGAGCGUCCCGAGCGAAGUGCGCACCAGCUCUGGCAUGUUCCUGCAAAAGGGCCAGGACGAGAUUGUUGCACGAAUAGAAGCCAAGAUCGCUGCAUGGACCUUCAUUCCUGUUGAAAACGGCGAGUCAAUCCAGGUGCUGCGCUACGAGCACGGCCAGAAAUACGACCCGCACUUCGACUUCUUCCACGACAAGUACAACAUCCAGCUGGGGGGCCACCGCAUUGCCACCGUUCUCAUGUACCUGAGCCACGUAGGCAAGGGCGGGGAGACGGUCUUCCCCAAGUCCGAGCCCGACACCCGCUUGAAGGACGACACCUGGUCCGAGUGCGCCAAAAAGGGGGUUGCAGUCAAGCCGAAGAAAGGAGACGCGCUCCUGUUCUUCAGCCUGCACCCCGACGCCUCCACCGACGACAACAGCCUGCACGGGGGCUGCCCAGUCGAGCAGGGCGAGAAGUGGAGCGCCACCAAAUGGAUGCACGUGGCGUCCUUCGAUAGGCCGAAGGUGGAUCCAAAUGGAUGUGAAGACGUCAACGAGCAUUGCGAUCAAUGGGCAGCUCAAGGGGAAUGUGAGAAGAACCCGGACUACAUGGUGGGUUCUCCACAAUAUGCUGGAAGCUGCCGAAAAAGCUGCAAAGUGUGCUGAAGUAGCAAAUCGGCUCUGUUGGGAGCAAGCAAAGUUUGGACUGAUCGACAAAAUCGUUGGACUGAUGGGGAGUUUCAGCAUAUUCGAGUGAGUGCAAUUCACUUUGGGCAUGCUCUUCUACUUUUCAUUGGAGUCGCAUAGUAGAGCGUGUACCAUUGUAGGACUUGUAACUCGAGUGAUUCCACAGGAUGUUCUCCAAUGCCUGUUUGAGGCCCUAGAAGGAGAAAGCCAUGACUUGACUUGAUGUUGCUGCAAUUAAUUAGACGUAACUAGGUAGCUUGGCCACUUCGAUAUCGGAUGCAGCAACUCCGUGCAACUCGCCACAGCAUUGCAGCGAGGUCUUCAAGCAGAAUUUCUACUUUACAUAUAUUGAUGUGCAGACCACCGUUGAAAGAUUGAAGGGUUUGAGGCGAUGCAUGACUGCCUUUUAAAAGCAACUUGCACAUAGUGCUACUAAUGCUAC